UGUGGAGAUGCAGCACUAUAAUAACAACUACUAUUACUACUACAACUACAACCUUAGCUAUGAGCCGCCGGAGGAGCGAUCGAUGGGCGGCGUGGGGAAGAGGGGCGGCGGUCGCCUGCAGCGAUUGGUGCGAAGGACACGGUACGAGCUGCAGCAAUGGCCGCUGCUCCUGCAGCUACUGCUGUUCGUCCUGUGGCUAAAUGCCAAGUUCUGGCAGCUGGUCAACGAACAGGUGACCUACCGCCGCAGAAGGUGGCACUGAGGGGGCAAUGGAAUGGCGACAGUGAAGGCGACGGCGAAGGACAUCGGGUGCGCUGCUUGGUAUGAGUUCGAUCUAGGCUUAAGUUGUGAAAAUUAUGCCCGCACUCUUACAAUCUCAUCUCAAUAAAAUUAAUCAAAAUUCGCUGCGUAGUGGAAGCAGCGAACCACA
Drosophila kikkawai is the source of this 430-nucleotide messenger RNA. The record is from RefSeq and is a predicted model, not a curated record. NCBI's taxonomy places the organism in Eukaryota, Metazoa, Arthropoda, Insecta, Diptera, Drosophilidae.